Argentina anserina (silverweed cinquefoil) is the source of this 2124-nucleotide messenger RNA. Its product is annotated as NAC domain-containing protein 17-like. Gene Ontology annotation, molecular function: DNA binding. The record is from RefSeq and is a predicted model, not a curated record. The transcript is spliced from 6 exons. Gene Ontology annotation, biological process: regulation of DNA-templated transcription. NCBI's taxonomy places the organism in Eukaryota, Viridiplantae, Streptophyta, Magnoliopsida, Rosales, Rosaceae. The coding region runs from base 77 to 1870 and encodes 597 amino acids.
UUUAUCCUUGUUUGACUACGCUUCCACCCUUCCCCUCUCUCCUUCUCACGGUUUUCAUUUUUUGGGGGGAUCGGGGAUGGUGUCGGAAGACGACCUGGCGUCGGCCUUCUGCGACGGGAACUUCUGGCAGCCCGGGUUUCGGUUCCACCCGACCGACGAGGAACUAGUCCUCUACUAUCUCAAGCGCAAGAUCUGUAAGAAGAGGCUCAAGCUUAACGUCAUCGCCGUCACUGACGUCUACAAGUGGGACCCCGAGGAGCUCCCUGGGUUGUCGUUAUUGAAAACUGGAGAUAGGCAAUGGUUCUUUUUCAGUCCGAGAGAUCGGAAGUACCCUAAUGGUGGAAGGUCCAACAGGGCAACCAGACAUGGAUAUUGGAAGGCGACUGGAAAACAUCGCAACAUUGCUUGUUAUAACCGGUCAGUUGGACUGAAGAAGACCUUAGUUUUCUAUAAAGGCCGUGCACCUACUGGGGAGCGCACUGACUGGGUGAUGCAUGAGUAUACCUUGGAUGAGGAGGAGUUGAAGAGAUGCCAGAAUGUACAGGAAUAUUAUGCUCUUUACAAAGUUUUCAAGAAAAGUGGGCCUGGUCCUAAAAAUGGUGAGCAAUAUGGAGCGCCAUUUAGAGAAGAAGAUUGGGCUGAUGAUGAAUGUCCGAUAAUAAAUAGCUCUGCCAAUAGGGAAAUCUCAGUUGAGCAAUUUGCAGAGGUCAUUGUUGAUAAUAAUGUAAAACCUACUGGAGAAAUUCCGUUGAAGCAAGUCGGACAGAUUACUGCUAAUGGUUAUGCUAACACUAACAGCGAACCCCAUUCUACACUUGACGACUUGGAAGAGUUCUUGAAACAGAUUGCUGAUGACGCUGUACUUGACACGCCACGAAUCAAUGAUCAUGUUCAAACCUUAUCUCAGGUUAUUAGUGAAGAAGAAACACAAAGUACUGUGGUGGAUCUGUACUCUAGUGAAGUUAAGUGUCCUCAAUCGAGUACAACGUUUGAUCCAAAUGAUCUGCAGGGCAUCGAGGGCAAUGCAUAUGCAAGCUUUGGCUUCACACAAUCAGCUACUUCACAGAGGCAACUGUACAAGGCAUGUGAACCAUCUGCUUCUGACGUUCAUCCAGUGCAGUCUUUCACUCCCAUGCUACCUGAAGAGGAUUUCCUGGAGAUGGAUGAUCUCUUGGGUCCGGAACCUACUAUUUCAAACAGUGGGAAUCCUGGGGGUAAUCUGCAGUUUGAUGAGCUGGAUGGAUUUGACUUGUACCAGGAUGCGUCCGUGUUUUUCGAUGGCAUGGGGUCCAUUGAACAAGGAAAUGUUUCUCAUCAAUUCAUGAAUUCAAUGGAGGCUAAUAUUGUAAAUCAAUUUGAUUACCAGAUACAACCAGCACUUCCAAUUCAGAUCAACCAUCAGCUGAAUCAAGAUCUAUCUCAGAUUAACAAUCAGCUAUGGGUGCAGAAUGAAAUGCGAGACUUCUAUACAUCUGCAGAAUCAAACCAGGGGCCUGGACUUAAUUUCACCUCAGGUGUGGUACAAGAAUCGUCAAGUCAUCCUCCACAAGAAAAUCAGAAUCAAAGUGGCAAUGAAGCUGCCGGUGUUGCUAGUCAGUUUUCUUCUGCCCUAUGGGCUUUUGUUGAGUCUAUACCUACUACUCCUGCAUCUGCAUCGGAGAAUGCCCUGGUGAGUCGGGCCUUUGAACGGAUGUCUAGCUUUAGCAGGAUGAAAAUAAUGGCGAGGACCGCCAAUGUCCCUGCAGCAGAAACUGUCAGGGGAUCCCGAAAGAGGGGAUUCUUCUUCCUUCCAGUUCUUGUGGCACUAUGUGCUAUUUUUUGGGUUGUGAUGGCAUCUCUCAGGCAAUGGGGGAGAUGCAUCUCCUCAUGAGUUAAUAAAUGGAAGAGAAGAAAAGGGAAGUUUUGUUGCUACAUGCUUUCCUUAGAGAAGUUGAUUUUCAUUAUCAAUGAAACUAUAGGAUGCUGAUUAUCUAUAUGAUAUUUGAUUGUAAAGGGUGAUUUUUUGCUCUAUUCCUCUUCUUUUGUAUAUAGAAAAAUCUUGACAAGCUCUAUUGUUAAAAAAACAUGGACAAUGUGAGGAACCCUAUGGCCAAUUUGAGUAACAACAUGGACAAUAAUUGUUUA